Molecule: messenger RNA, 2313 nt
Organism: Nymphalis io (European peacock)
Lineage: Eukaryota; Metazoa; Arthropoda; Insecta; Lepidoptera; Nymphalidae
Product: homeobox protein 5-like
Exons: 3
Coding region: 71-2227 (718 amino acids)
Source: RefSeq, a predicted model, not a curated record
UGUAAGCAAAUGUAGAAUAUAUUUUUUUCAUACUUUUUGGUAUAGAAAAUAAAAUUAAAUAAAAGGCGGAAUGGCUCUAGAUAGGCAAAAGAUUUUAAAUGAAUUAGGCAGUGUAAUGAAUCAGUUAAAGAAUACAGAUUGUGGAUGUAUGGGUAAAUUAUUUGGAGAUUCUGGACGAAACGCAGCCACCAACGGUGUUUUUUCGAAUUGCAGCCCAUAUAAGCACGGUUGUUGUCAUGGUCAUGGGUAUAACCCUUCAUGUGGUGAACCCCAUGCAAGUAAUGCACAUAACUUUCGUGGAUCUUGCUUAGGUCGAUGUAAUCCACCUAAACUGUACGCUGAUACAUAUAACUAUCUGACUGAAAAUCUUAUGCAGCCGACAAUUAAUGAAGUGUACAAUGACUUACACGGCAUCACGCCCGCUAAUACUAUAAUGAACAGUCCAGUGGCGAAACAAAUGGGGAUCCCCAUGGAAAAGUUUUUGUCUCCGGGCACCAUGGGUAAUAUAUCUAAUGGCCAAAUAGAAAAACAGAAUAAUGAUGGCAGCUUAAAUUCUGGUAUUUUUUAUGCUGGUGCGAGUAAUAUACCACAAAAUAUCACCUCCACAAAUAAUCUAAAUUCUAAUAAUAUGGGCAAUAUCGGUGGCAUGGGCCCACAAAUUAUGAAUAUGUUUGGAGAAAAACAACUUGCAAAAUCUGAUUCAAUGCCAACAAACAACCAAUACAAUAACAACAAAAAUGUUGCCUUUGUUGAUCAACCUCUUGGUGCAAGUCAAUUAAUACAACAACCGAAUAUAAGGCCUACAGAAAUUUCUCAACAAAUAAGAAAUAUGAAUUCCGACGGGGGAUUAACCCAUCAGAUUGCAGCAAACAAGUAUCAACACGAAGGUCAACAUGCCCAGGGAAUUGCAAAGUUCAAUGAAAUGUUCCCAGGUGUUAUGAAAAACGGCGAUUUAGGUUUUGACCCGAUGGCUAUCGCAAUUCAGAUGAACCCUGCAAAUCAAAAACAAGCUGCUUUUGAUACCAUACACAAAUUAAUGAAUAACAAUAAUGGUGGAAACAAAACCUUAAAUCCGAAUGAUAACACUGUUCAACCAGGAUUUAUUGCAUCAACAAAUUAUAACCAAUAUAAUACACCGCAAAGUCAGACACAAAAUAACAUACCAGCCAAUGAUAACUGGCAAUUUAAUGCUUUAAAUCAACAGACUAAUCCUCAAAUGCAACAGUUGUCACAGCAACAAAAUAUAGCUGACACUGCUCAAUUUCAGCAAGUCCCCAAGCCAAUUACUAAUAAAAAUGAAGUAUUCCCUGAGCAAGCAUAUCAGAAUGUUUUUGCUGCAGUUACAAACGCCCCUUUAAUUGGCCAACAACAGCAACAGCCUAUACAUUACCAGCAGCAGCGCAUAACUGAUCCGAACACAAAUAGUGUCCAAUCGAAUCUUCCAACAGUAUACGAAAAAAGGACUAGUCCCAAUGUAUUGCAAUCUCAAACUAAUCAAAUACCUAACAAUACAAAUAUUCAUCAAAUAAUAAAAGAUCCGAUACUACCAGUAGAUACUUCAAAAUUUAUAAUGCCGAAACAAAAGUAUUACAAUUAUAAUACUCUUGGUCAACCCGUCGAAAUGCUGCCAGGUAAAAUGUAUCACACCCCUGAACCAUCUUUACCACAGACAUUAUCUCCGCAAGUUGCAAUGAAAUCUAGACACAAUUAUUCAAAAUAUAGUAAUGUCAAAUCUACUGAAAGUAAAACAUCGUUAAUGGGUAACAAGCCUGUGGGUAAAUGCCCAAGUAGGAAUCAGUUACAACAAAUUUAUAACCAAUAUAAGGGUUCGCAAUCAUUUACACAUCAAAAUAUUAAAGAUCAAAAUAGUAAAAAUAUCAGCCAUUCUGAAGGAAGAUUUAAUUUACCACAUAAUACACAAAACGAUUUAACUGCACAGCAAAUGCCUAUUGAAAAUGUUGGUGGAGAUACCGUGGCAAAUAAACAAAUAAACGAUGAACGGACCUUCAGAAAAGAACAUAUCCGAGAGCAAAUUGGUGAUGCACCCGUAACAAAACAACCUGCUAAUGAACCGGAAAAGUUGUCUCCGGUUGUUAAUCGUAAGUACAGAAACGGAUUACAAGACAUGGUUUAUACAUCAUAUCCAACCUCAGCUGCUUGGUCUUUCCAUGGACAUGGUAGAGCCACCCUCUGCUCUUCUGAACAUCGAUAUCGCAAUAAAAUUUAAGUGUGUGUUUGUACUUCAUUUGUAGUGCAAAAAAAGUUAAUAUAAAAUAAAAGAUUUUAAUGUAAACAAUAAACAAUAAUAUAAGU